Molecule: messenger RNA, 252 nt
Organism: Lasiodiplodia theobromae
Lineage: Eukaryota; Fungi; Ascomycota; Dothideomycetes; Botryosphaeriales; Botryosphaeriaceae
Product: Peptidase c40
Exons: 3
Coding region: 1-252 (83 amino acids)
Source: RefSeq, a predicted model, not a curated record
AUGCCCCACCACCCCGCUGAAGAGACGGCCACCGGCAACAUCACCGACCAGGUCGCCAAGGAGUCGUCGGACAGCACCGCAUCCACGCACCCUCUGCAUGAUACCGACACCAACGUCACCUCCGGUGGAGCGCACAGCAAGGCUCAUGUCAACGACCACAAAGCUGCUCCUGGCCCCGUCAUCGCUGAGAAAAUCGGCCAGCCCGCGAGCAAGGAGGAGCUCAAGGCCCGGGCUGCGGAGCUGAACAAGUAA